Paramuricea clavata is the source of this 1736-nucleotide messenger RNA. The record is from the annotation of a GenBank genome assembly. Lineage: Eukaryota; Metazoa; Cnidaria; Anthozoa; Malacalcyonacea; Plexauridae.
AUGUUUGUAAAUUUGAUACUCGCAAAACGUGUUUUGACUUAUAGUACGCAAGCUAAUGUUCAAAAGCAGUCCAGGUGAGGUCAGCAUAUUCUCCAACGUCUAGAAUUCCUAUUGAAACUUUCUCAGGGAAACGCGAAAAUUUACCGCUGUGAGUAUUUAUCCGAAUACAAUGAAAUAGAGAGAGAGCAAGCGUUUCAGCUUAGAUCAGUUAAAGGACACUAGGUUAAAGGAUCCUCCCCAAUAAUUUCUGGAAAAUUUAUCUUUACGAAAAUUUUUUUGUUUAUUCUGAAUUAUAAGUGCCCAAACAAUCUAUAUUUAUAAAAAAAAAUCAUGAAAUGAACGGAUUUGUGAAACUGAGAGCAGUUUCAAAACUGAUGUAUAACUACGUUGCUGAUGUAUGCAUGUUUGUAUAAUUUCAACCUAGACACUUGGCCACAACUCAUUUUGAAGCAACUGCAGCCCGACAAGCAUUUCCAUGUUUUGAUGAACCGGCAAUGAAAGCAAAUUUCACUAUCAUCCUUGUCUACAAGAAUGGCUUAGUGCCUCUUUCUAACAUGCCUGCAGUAAAAACGGUAAGGAAACUUUAUCGAUAAGUAAGUUGGUGUCCGACAAAACAAUGCACAUGCCUUAUCCGUCAAUUGGGCGGUUGGUCAGGCAGUGACUACUAGUACUGUACAAAAUGUAUGAAGGAAACAUAACAUUGACCUUCAAGCAGUGGUGCCUAAAUUACUUUGAAUUUGUACUCGAGUAAAAGUAGAAGUAAUUAACAAUAAAACGACUUGAGUAAGAAUAAAAAGUCCUGGAGGCAAAACUUACUUAAGUAAAAAGUACAAAGCAUCCUUAAAAAAUACUUGAAGUACAGAGUAAAAGUGAAAGUACUAUUGUCUAUAGCGUGUAGGGGGGGGGGGGACUUUUUCAAUGGAUUGACAUACGAAAGACACAAAACAGCACACGCACUAUAUGCGAGCACCAUAAUAUACAAUAUUUCACGGCAUGGUCUACUUUCCAGACCCCGUUGAAGAUAUAAGAAAUCCAUUAGAUAAAAAAUGAUGCUUAUAUGUAGAGGUUCUAUUACCUAUCCCAAAAUUAAAAUAAAUCUGGAAUAAAUCAUGUAAAAUUAAACAAAAGUUAGAAAGUAACGAAAUACUUCGUCACAAAAUGAAAAUAACGAAGUAAAACGUUACUUCGUAAACCGAUUUCGUUCCAAGUAAAAGUACUCGAGAAAAAGGGCCAGUUCCUUGGGUAGAGGAGAACUGAUCACGUGAUCGGCUAGUUGUGUUGUUUGUGGCGUCAGAUAUAACCCAAUCCCUAUCUCAAAGCCUAAUCCUUAAUCUAAUCUUUACCCUUACCCUAACCCUAACCUCAACACUACUCACUAUAACUAACUGAUGACGUAAUCUGUGAUGCAAAUUCUUCUACCCGAGGAAGUACCCAGAAAAGGUUUACUUUGUUACAUGCUCACUUCUCAAAAAUAGUACCGAAGUACAGUAACGAAGUACAUUUACUUCGUUACUUGACACCACUGCCUUCAAGGUCAGUUUUGACCUAUAACCUUAUCAGGUUAUAUGAAUUUGUAUUGCCAUGUUCCUUUAAUGUCAUCUUCUCUCUAGACGAACAUCGGUAGGAAUCUUCGUGAAACACAGUUCAUGCAAAGUGUGAAGAUGAGCACAUAUCUUGUGGCAUUUGUUGUCUGCGACUUCAAAUCUGUUGGAGUCACAACGAAAAAUGGCGUGAGG